GGUGUCUUUCCCCAAAUAUGGAGCCUGUGUGGAGUGAGUGGGGCAGCCGGGGGUGGGGAGCCCAGUGGGCUUCCUUAGGCAGGGAGGGGCGCUAGUGGGCCGGCUGAGAGGUGACAUCACUGCCUUCAGCACCCUUUAAACCCCUCACCCAGCCGGCGCCCCAGCCCGUCUGCCCCAGCCCAGGCACUGACACUGCUCUCCUUCAAGCCCAGGGACGACCAAGCCUUCUCCGCCCCAACAUGGCCAACAAGGGCCCAUCCUAUGGCAUGAGCCGUGAAGUGCAGUCCAAAAUAGAGAAGAAGUAUGAUGAGGAGUUGGAGGAGCGACUGGUGGAGUGGAUUGUAAUGCAGGUGGGCCCUGAUGUGGGCCGCCCAGAUCGUGGGCGUCUGGGCUUCCAAGUGUGGCUUAAGAAUGGCAUGAUUCUGAGCAAGCUGGUGAACAGCCUGUAUCCUGACGGAUCCAAGCCAGUGAAGGUACCUGAGAAUCCACCUUCCAUGGUCUUCAAACAGAUGGAGCAGGUAGCUCAAUUCUUGAAGGCAGCUGAGGACUAUGGAGUCACCAAGACUGACAUGUUCCAGACUGUUGACCUCUUUGAAGGCAAAGACAUGGCAGCAGUGCAGAGGACUCUAAUGGCAUUGGGCAGCUUGGCUGUGACCAAGAAUGAUGGACACUACCGUGGAGAUCCCAACUGGUUUAUGAAGAAAGCCCAGGAGCAUAAGAGGGAGUUCUCAGAGAGUCAACUGCAGGAGGGGAAGCACGUCAUUGGCCUUCAGAUGGGCAGCAACAGAGGGGCCUCACAGGCUGGCAUGACAGGCUAUGGACGACCCCGGCAGAUCAUCAGUUAGAAGGGGAAGGCCAGCCCUGAGUCUGCCUUUCCCAGAUACCUGGCUGCAGUGUCCUGCUUAGCCUGCCUCACCCACGCCUUUAUAGGUUCUUAGUCCGGACAGCUCCGAGGCUGUCGCUGGGCAAAGAUGACUGCACAUAGGCAGCCCCACCUAUCCCCAGCCUCAGCCCAGCUUCUAACCCCAGAGCCACCACCCCUGGCCCUGUCCCCAGCUGCACCCUCACCUCUACUGUCUCUCCCAUCCUGGAGUAAGCAGGGAGAAGUGGGCUGGGGUAGCCUGGGUGUCAGCCAGCCCACUGUCCUUGGUAGCAAAUGCCCUUUGAAGGAGACCCAGCCCAGCCUCUCCAUCAUUUCCUGGAAUAUUUUUUGGGUUGAAAUUCAAAAAGGAAAAAAAAAUAUAUAUAUACAUCCAUCUUUUCUCAGGCCUGGCUGGCAGUCUGAUUGGUUUAGUCACCUGUUACUAUUCCAGGAGACCCGAGCAGGGGGCAGCAGGGGCACCUGGGGUUCAUGGGUUCCUGACUACUGUCUUCUGAAUGAGUUUUCAGGCCCCACAGACCAAGAGGUUCAGAGGAAGUGGGCUGUGGGGAACAGGAGUGACCUGCCACCUGCAAUAGCUUUGGGGAGGCAGAAGGGAGGAAAAGUGGGAAGUGGUGGAAUUGUUAGGAUUUUUAUACUUCUGGUUUUUAUUUUGGAAAAGCUGUGCAGAAAAAAAUUCAACAAAAUGUUGCUGUGAAAAGUAAAAAUCAAAUUU
Molecule: messenger RNA, 1595 nt
Organism: Onychomys torridus (southern grasshopper mouse)
Lineage: Eukaryota; Metazoa; Chordata; Mammalia; Rodentia; Cricetidae
Gene: Tagln
Product: transgelin
Exons: 5
Coding region: 240-845 (201 amino acids)
Molecular function (GO): protein binding
Source: RefSeq, a predicted model, not a curated record